AUGAGUUUCUUCAGCUUUAAGAGGGAUCAAGCAGACGACAUAGCUACCCACAUGUCAAAAUUAAAGAACAUCUGGACUGAACUGAAUCAAGAACUCAAGAAGGACAAUAACCAAGAGCUACCCGAACUGCUACUUGUUUGUAAAAUACUGGACACGCUUGACGAUUUAUACUUCAGCUUCAGAAGUAGUUGGCUCCUCCUGCCCAAAUCCAACCGUACUGUAGAAAGCCUAACUAGUCAUCUCUGCGCAUUUGAAAGGGCACUGCAAGGUAACAAUGUACCUUCGCAUCAUUCGGAAGCCCUGGUUUCGAAUACGGAGAAGAAGAAGGACAAGAAGCUUAAAUGCAACUACUGCCUAGGUUUUGGCCACAGAGUACGCAACUGUCAAAAAUGGAUCCGUGACGGUAAACCUCCUAAGUGCCAAAAUCCGACCCAGACAGCAACGCCUUCUACUUCAAAGACCGCUAAUUUGCUACUCAUGUCUUUAGAAGACAACGAAAUCUUCACAGUUUCACGGGACAACGAGAACUGUUACAUAGAUAAUGGUGCAACAAGCCACGUCACCAACAGAGCUGACAUUUUCCAAGCCUACGAACAUUUCAAUGAGAACUACACUGUUACAACGGCCGCUGGUAAUGAAGUCCGUGCCAAAGGCAAAGGAACAGUGUAG
Bombyx mori (domestic silkworm) is the source of this 669-nucleotide messenger RNA. RefSeq lists its product as uncharacterized. The record is from RefSeq and is a predicted model, not a curated record. The transcript has a single exon. The coding region runs from base 1 to 669 and encodes 222 amino acids. Lineage: Eukaryota; Metazoa; Arthropoda; Insecta; Lepidoptera; Bombycidae.